This is a messenger RNA of Elephantulus edwardii (Cape elephant shrew), 3624 nucleotides long. It is a transcript of the gene MYRF, whose product is annotated as myelin regulatory factor. Gene Ontology annotation, cellular component: nucleus; endoplasmic reticulum membrane. Gene Ontology annotation, molecular function: DNA-binding transcription factor activity; sequence-specific DNA binding. Lineage: Eukaryota; Metazoa; Chordata; Mammalia; Macroscelidea; Macroscelididae. Gene Ontology annotation, biological process: central nervous system myelin maintenance; positive regulation of DNA-templated transcription; protein autoprocessing. Bases 1 to 3624 code for a protein of 1207 amino acids. The transcript has 28 exons. The record is from RefSeq and is a predicted model, not a curated record.
AUGCCGCCGCUUGCCCAGCGGGAGGGCGGGGAGCCCAGGCCGCUGUCACUCCGGGCCUGGCGCGCGCUGCCUGGAGGAGGUGUGCGCGCCGUGUCUGCGCGGGGCUGCGGCGCGGCCGCCCCGGGCCGGGCUGUAGCGGGGCCGGGGCCGGAGUGCGCGCGGGCCAGGCCGGACAUGGAGGUGGUGGACGAGACGGAGGCGCUGCAGCGCUUCUUCGAAGGCCAUGACAUCAACGGCGCCCUGGAGCCCUCCAACAUAGACACCAGCAUCCUGGAGGAGUACAUCAGCAAGGAGGACGCCUCGGACCUCUGCUUCCCCGACAUCUCGGCUCCUGCCAGCACUGCCUCCUACCCCCACGGGCAGCCAGCCAUCCCCAGCUCUAGUGGGGUGCACCACCUGAGCCCCACUGCAGGUGGACCCUCCCCGGGGCGCCAUGGCCCCCUCCCACCCCCGAGCUACGGGACCCCUCUCAACUGUAACAACAACAAUGGCAUGGGUGCUGCUACGAAGCCAUUCCUGGGGGGCCCCGGGCCCCCGAUCAAGGCAGAGCCCAAGGCUUCCUAUGCUCCAGGCCCCCUGCCGGACUCGCCCCCAGACUCAGGCUCCGAGGCCUACUCCCCCCAGCAGGUGAAUGACCCCCACCUCCUGCGCACCCUCACCCCUGAGACCCUGUGCCAUGUGGGGGUGCCAUCCCGCCUGGAGCACCCACCACCCCCUCCAGGCCACCUGUCAGGCCCCCCGCCGCCCCCGCCACCCCCACCUCACUACCCCGUCCUGCAGCGGGACCUAUACAUGAAGGCCGAGCCCCCCAUCCCCCCGUACGCUGCCAUGGGGCCGGGGCUGGGGCCCCCCGAACUCCACCACAGCCAGCAGUCCCAGAUGCUGCAUCAGCUGUUACAGCAACACGGAGCUGAGCUCCCUACGCACCCCUCCAAGAAGAGGAAGCACUCUGAAUCACCCCCCAACACCCUCAAUGCCCAGAUGCUGAACGGAUUGAUCAAACAGGAGCCCGGGACCUUGACGGCCCUGCCCCCUCACCCUGCUCGAGCCCCAUCCCCACCCUGGCCUCCUCAGGGCCCGCUGUCCCCAGGCCCCAGCUCCUUGCCCCUCAGCAUCGCCCGGGUCCAGACACCACCUUGGCACCCUCCGGGCGCCCCCUCACCAGGACUCCUGCAGGACAAUGACAGCCUCAGUGGCUCCUACCUGGACCCCAACUAUCAGUCCAUCAAGUGGCAGCCGCACCAGCAGAACAAGUGGGCAACGCUCUAUGACGCCAGCUACAAAGAGCUGCCUAUGCUCACCUACCGCGUGGAUGCCGACAAGGGCUUCAACUUUUCUGUGGGCGACGACGCCUUCGUGUGUCAGAAGAAGAACCACUUCCAGGUCACGGUGUACAUCGGGAUGCUGGGAGAGCCCAAGUACGUCAAGACACCCGAGGGCCUCAAGCCCCUUGACUGCUUCUACCUGAAGCUUCACGGAGUGAAGCUGGAGGCCUUGAAUCAAUCCAUCAACAUCGAGCAGUCGCAGUCUGACCGGAGCAAGCGGCCCUUCAACCCCGUCACAGUCAACCUGCCCCCUGAGCAGGUCACCAAGGUGACUGUGGGGCGGCUACACUUCAGCGAGACAACUGCCAACAACAUGCGGAAGAAAGGCAAGCCCAACCCUGACCAGAGGUACUUCAUGCUGGUGGUGGCCCUCCAGGCCCACGCCCAGAACCAGAACUACACGCUGGCGGCCCAGAUAUCGGAGCGAAUCAUCGUGCGGGCCUCCAAUCCAGGCCAGUUUGAAAGCGACAGUGAUGUUUUGUGGCAGCGGUCCCAAGUGCCAGACACUGUCUUCCACCACGGCCGGGUGGGCAUCAACACAGACCGGCCAGAUGAGGCACUGGUCGUGCAUGGCAACGUCAAAGUCAUGGGCUCCCUUAUGCACCCCUCGGAUCUGCGGGCCAAGGAGCAAGUGCAGGAGGUGGACACCACGGAGCAGCUGAAGAGGAUCUCGCGCAUGCGGCUGGUGCACUACAGAUACAAGCCCGAGUUCGCCGCCAGUGCAGGCAUCGAGGCAGCGGCGCCCGAGACAGGUGUCAUCGCCCAGGAGGUGAAGGAGAUCCUGCCUGAGGCUGUGAAGGACACAGGGGACAUGGUCUUUGCCAACGGGAGUACCAUCGAGAACUUCCUAGUUGUGAACAAGGAGCGCAUCUUCAUGGAGAACGUGGGCGCCGUGAAGGAGCUGUGCAAGCUGACGGACAACCUAGAGACACGCAUCGACGAGCUGGAGCGCUGGAGCCACAAGCUGGCCAAACUGCGGCGCCUGGACAGCCUCAAGUCCUCCGGCAGCUCGGGGGCUUUCAGCCAUGCUGGAAGCCAGUUCAGCCGGGCAGGCAGCAUCCCCCACAAGAAGAGACCCCUCAAGGUGGCCAGCAAGUCGUCAUCCAUGGCCCCUGAGCAGGCUUGCAUCAGCCAGCGCUUCCUGCAGGGUACCAUCAUCGCACUGGUGCUGGUCAUGGCCUUCAGUGUGGUGUCCAUGUCCACACUGUAUGUGCUGAGCCUGCGCACGGAGGAGGAUCUGGUGGACACUGAUGGCUCUUUUGCUGUAUCCACUUCCUGUCUCCUGGCUCUGCUCCGGCCCCAGCACCCUGGGGGGAGCGAGGCCAUGUGCCCAUGGUCCAGCCAGGGCUUUGGGACCACGCAGCUCCGACAGUCCUCUGUGACCACUGGGCUACCCAGCACACGGGCUUCUUUGCUUCCAAUCUCCACUCGCCUGCCCAGCUCUGCCCCACACCCGGCCAUCCGCACCUUGGACCUGUGCCCCAGCCACCCUUGCCCAGUUGUCUGCUGUGCGUCCUCAUUCACUCCUAGCCCCACUGCUGUCCCCAGUCCCGUCUCCAGCCUGAGCCCUGGCCAUGACCUCAGCCCCAGUCCUACCACCAUUCGCUCAGGCCCCAGUCACAUGGCCUUGCUGCCGGUCACCAACAUCAGAGCCAAGUCCUGGGGCCUUUCGGCCAAUGGCAUUGGCCACUCCAAGCAUCCCAAGAGCCUGGAGCCAGUGGCCAGCCCCAUGGUCCCCUUUCCUGGGGGGCAAGGCAAAGCCAAGAACAGCCCCAACCUGGCUUUCCGUGGCCGGGUCCGUCGAGGAUCCCCCCAGUCCAGCCUGGGCCCUGCCCAGUCCACGCAGGCACAGAGCCAGCCAGCCCCUCUCUUUGCAGACCCAGUGCCCUCCCUGACCUCCAUCCAGGUGCUGGAGAAUUCCAUGCCCAUCACCCCCCAGUCCUGCAGUCCAGGGGACACGUGCAGGCCGGGGAACGUCACCUACCACGUCCCUGUCAGCAGUAGAACCCCACUGCACCUCAGCCUGACCCUGCAAAUGAACUCCUCCUCCCCCGUGUCCGUGGUCCUGUGCAGUCUGACAUCAGAGGAGCCCUGUGAAGAGGGGGGUUCCCCACAGAGCCUUCCCACCCACCAGGACACCCAGGGCACCUCCCACCAGUGGCCAAUAACCAUCCUGUCCUUCCGAGAGUUCACCUACCACUUCCGGGUAGCACUGCUGGGCCAGGCCAACUGCAGCGCGGAAGCCCCGGCCCAGCAGGCCGCUGACUAUUACUUCCGCUUCUACCGCCUAUGUGACUGA